Molecule: messenger RNA, 693 nt
Organism: Ilyonectria robusta
Lineage: Eukaryota; Fungi; Ascomycota; Sordariomycetes; Hypocreales; Nectriaceae
Exons: 4
Coding region: 1-693 (230 amino acids)
Source: RefSeq, a predicted model, not a curated record
AUGUCGGCCUUCAUCACGGAAAUGUGGGCGUGGUACGCCGUGACCCUCGUAGUGGUCCUGGCGCGGAUGACAUCCCGGAGGAUGCUGUACGGGUCGUUCAAGGGCAUGCUGAUCGAUGAUUACCACAUGAUCUUUGCCAUGGGAUGCUACACUGCGUUGCUCGUCGUGGUGCACAUCCUCACCUACACGCCGACGAACCUUAUCAACCCCGCCGACAAAAUCGUCCUCACCGAUGACGAGAUCAAGAAAAGGCAAUACGGGUCGAAGCUAGUGAUAGUCACCGAGCAAACGCAGAUGAUGACCAUCUGGGCUAUUAAGGGUUGUCUGUUGGUCAUGUACAGCCGGCUGACCACGAGCUUGAAACAGAACUUGCUUGUCAAGAUUGUCUCCGGCUAUGUCAUUGUUGGCUUCGUCCUCAUGCAGAUAUUAUUCUUCGCCGCAUGGUGUCGGCCGUUCCACAUGUACUGGAGUGUUCCUCCUCCGAAUCUCAAUUGCUCAGCCGAAACAAACCAUAUGAUCACCAACGCUGUCUUGAACAUCUCGUCCGGCAUCAUGAUCAUCUUAAUUCCUAUGCCCGUAUUUCUACAAUCGCAACUGGCUACGAAGCGCAAAGUUAUUCUAUGCGGCGUCUUUGCGCUUGGUGCGUUUUCGGUAAUUGCUCCGCAACUGUUGUGUAGCUGGCAUUCUCCUUAG